GAUACAGAUAGUUGAGAAGAAGGAAGCAGGCGCAGCCUGCAACGCGUUUCGCCCGCCCCUGUUUUUAGCAGAGCAGCGCAGGCGCCGGGCAACGCAGAGAGAGAUAGAGAAGUAGGGAAGGCGGCACAGAAGCGGGGAAGAAAAGAAGGGGGGGAAAUGGUGAACAAGGCAUGGAAGAUAAUACCAAGGCCAUUGCUAGAAACCGUGCUGAACAACCACGCCCAGCACCAUCGUGUCCCUCAGCCUCUCAUCCUCCACGGCCCCAGAGGAGCCGGCAAAACCACCCUCAUCCUCGAACGUCUCCUCAGCGAGUGGAACAAAGGCCCUCACAUCACAGGCUAUGUAGACUUCGCUCAAUCCAUGGAAGACCAUCACCCACAUCACAACCAGUCCUUCCCAUGGUCGUCCUGGUCCAAUUGCCCACCACCCACUCUCCCCAACCUCCGAACCCAGCUUGAGAACUGCCUCGAGUCCAUGGCGCAGAAGGCCGUACGCCUCGGCACCGUCAGCUCGCACCAAAUAUUCUCUACGCUCAGCAAGUGGUACAGCCUCAACACCACCUUGCGCCGCAUACUCCAUUCAAACAACAGCUCCAGCCCCGCCAUUAGAGACGACAAGAUCACAGCCUCCGUAUUGUGGGAUCGUGCCAUUUUCGCGCUAUCUGCUCGAUCAAAUGCGCAAGAGAUCGAUGGGGUCUUAGAGUUGGGGGAGAAGGCUAAGGCAGUGUCCGUUGAAGAAGCCUCGUAUUUUAGGGAGGCGAUUGUGGCGCUAAGAUUAGCAAAGGAGGUGAUUAAGGUUCAGCAAGGGUGGAGGGCUAAUGCCGUUGCUCAUUUAAAUAGGACGGGUGGGUUUUCAAGGUCUUUAGCCAAUUCGGCAACUGAUUGGCCUUGUUUGUUGCUGGAGUUAUUAUCUGCAGCUGCUGAGGUUGAUUACUUUCAGCCAAAACUUGUAAUCAACAAUAUUGACAUUCUUCGGACUGCAAUUUUAACGGAUGAUUCAGCAGCCUGUGCAUCCCAGUAUCAUGACAGUCUGCUGUGGAGAAUUAUAGCUUUGGGUGCAAAUGAGCGAUGUCUGCCGGUCAUACUUUUAACAUCAGAUAGCUACUAUUCUUACCGAGCCUAUAUUGAUUUUGGAUUUCCAGACAUAUUCAUCUCCCGUGAGACCUUUGGUUGGACUCCGCAAGAAGCAAAGAUGCAUAUGGUCACUGAUUUCUUCAGCCAUUCAGAGUGGACAUUGAUUGCUGAAGUACUGGGAUCAAACCCUCGGCAUUUAUUUGAGCUUUAUGCCCUUAAACAAAGCAACCAUUAUCAAGAAGUCAUGAACGAGAAGGCUAGUACAUUUGAGGACAUCAUAGAUGCAUAUUUAGCAUAUUUGCAAGUUACGGUGGUGAAUCCUGCCAUGAACAAAGCAUUAAUAGCCCUAAAUAAAUUUGCUGUUGAUGCACAAAAUGGAAGGAUUUCAAAAGAUAGAUUAUGUUUUGGUUCUCCUUGGAGGCAUCCACCACACAAUGACGAUCCUACCUUGUGCUUAGAGUGGGCUAAGCUUCAACUAAUGGAUUUUGUUCAGUCCUUGGUGAAUGCAGAAUUUGGGUUUAAUUAUCUAGCUGACUGCAGCCUUGAGAUCCUGGAUGAUCCUUCAGCUGUUGCAUUGGUAGAGGUCGGUCUGCUCUAUGCUCAACGGGAUCCAUCCUUUAUUCGCCCCAUAUCACGGGGUAUUCAAAGGUGCCUUGUGAGAUGGCUUGUUCAGGAGAGGUUGCAAAUGAGUUUCUGGAGUUCUCUCCGAUAUUGGUGGCAGCGAAUUUUUCGUGGCCGUAGUUAUCGCCAUUUGAUGCUAGAAAUUGGCUAUAAAUAAGGCCAUUGGAGUAUGUGCGCAGCUUAAUGAUUGUUAAAGGAGGCCGUCUCCUACUUAGUAGGUAUUGGCUUCUUUGCACACCCCAGGGGUUAGUGUGGGUGAAUAUUUGUUAACGUCAAAAGUCGGUGAAGUACUUUUUGGUUAUCUUUUAUGGGAGCAGCAGUUAUAACUUAGUGGGUUAUGAAGAGGUUACUUUUGUUAACGCACAUUCAUUUUGUGAGUCAACUGCUUCCUUCGAGGUCUGCAUGAAACUUUUGCAGACUUGGGUGGAAUCUGCUGCAACUGAGCUUUAAUAAAAAUGGAUAUACUGUAAGAUUUCUGCUUUCAAGAUCAAGAUGCUUCUGUUUUUGGAGCUCAUGAUAUGCUUACUAGGGUUGAGCUAUACAGCUGGGGUAGUAAUUCCGCCCUACCCCAAACCACAAUGUGUUAUUGCUUCCACUCGGAUGUUAUGAUAAGAAGCUAGGCAUUCCCCAUUUCUUUGGUUCUGUAUGCUGUACACAUCCCUUUCCAUAUGUGGGCUGAAGUGAAGCCAGCCAGAUGGAAUUGUAUGCUGAUGAUUCUGGAACAGUAAUCAGGAUCUGAUUUGGCACACCAGAUGAUUUACCUUUUGAGGUAUGUUGAAUAACCAGAACUCUUGCCUCAUAAUCUGACAGGGGACCUCACUCGUAAGAAAUGAUUUUCCCUCUGCUUCUUACUAUACAACUGUUUGAUGCUACAAUUGUUAUUCGGAGAAAUCAAAAGAGGAAAAGAAAUUGUAACUGUGAUUACGCUGAUUAAUUAAAAAUUAAACAUUUAUUA
Malania oleifera is the source of this 2649-nucleotide messenger RNA. RefSeq lists its product as uncharacterized. The transcript has 15 exons. Bases 157 to 1851 code for a protein of 564 amino acids. The record is from RefSeq and is a predicted model, not a curated record. Lineage: Eukaryota; Viridiplantae; Streptophyta; Magnoliopsida; Santalales; Ximeniaceae.